Thlaspi arvense is the source of this 2631-nucleotide messenger RNA. The record is from the annotation of a GenBank genome assembly. Lineage: Eukaryota; Viridiplantae; Streptophyta; Magnoliopsida; Brassicales; Brassicaceae.
AUGGCGAAGAAAACUCAGCGACGUGCAGCUGCGCGACAGGAGAGGGAUCAGUUAGGAUGCAUGUGGGGAUUCAUGAAUAUGUUUACUUUCCGCCAUGGACCACUGGCUCACAAGCUGCUCGUGGACCAAAAGCAUGCUGCUGGAAAUCAUAGGAACAAGGAUGCUCAAGAUACCCUUGUUGGUGAGGAGCGCAAUGUCACGAUUACGAUUAUGAAGCCAAGUGUGAAGAAACUAAUAGCGGAAGAGUUGUUCAUCGACAAGGAAAUCAAGAAGCAGAGGGAGAAUGCUGAAGCAGGACAGUUGUCAGACUCUGAGCUCGAAGGAAGAAGAAGGAAAACCCAGAGGAAGAAAAACAAGACCCGCAAGAACAGCUGCGAUAAUUUUAGCCAUAUAAACACAGUUGACAGCGAGGAGCCUGAAGCUCAUCGCAGAAAUAAGAAGCAUCAUGUGUCUGCAAGGAGUCUUGACAUUGAUAAUAUGAUCGAAGAGUUCUAUUCUGAGAUUCACCGCAGAAGCACAAGCCGUGCAAAGAAUGGGAUGGUGAACCACAGACACGAAGAUUAUAAAGAGAAACUGAGGGAGUUGGUCAAGUUUUUAAUCAGCCAGAAGCUUUUACAUGGGAACCGUCCCAGAGCAAACAGUGAAAUCCUUACAUCCAAGGACCUGAUGGAGGUGUUUCAGAUUCUGGGAUCGGAUGAGGAAUUGUUUCUUAAACUUCUGCAAGAUCCAGAGAUACUUGUGCCAAGGGAUAUUCAAAACUCACAGACCGGAGAAGAAAGCUUGAGCUUGUUUGAGAUAACCGGCGCAUCAGAACAAUCUUCUCUUGCUGAUAGGAGAUGGUCUAGCUUUUUCAGGAGGAAGGAUACACCACAAGAAGUGACUGAUGACAAAGAACGCGAAGCUUCAGACCGGAUUUUCAUUCUGAAGCCAAGAUCAGCAAGCUUUUCAAGUCCCGACACAGGAAAUAGCCGUGGUUCGUCACCUGAUUCCCAUUUGAUGAGAAACAAAAUGCAGAACGAGAGAAACAGUUCACAUUUCUUUCUUUCUGAGAUCAAGAAGAAGCUGAAACAAGCAAUCAGAAAAGAGCAACCGGGACUGCAGCGUGAGGGGGGAUAUGGGGAAGGGUUUCCGAAAAAUGUGCCAACUAAAGAUCAUUUCUUUCUCGAGCGGAUGGCAAAGCCUUCAACAUCUCAGAAGAAACCUCAUAAAGCUUUGCAAGAGCAGAAUGAAGAUGAUAAAAAGCAAAGGGUAUCUAAUAUCUAUACAGAGGCCAAGAAACAUCUGUCUGAGAUGCUAAACAAUGGAGACCUUGAUUCCAACUCAACAAGCAGACAGGUUCAAAGAACUCUAGGAAGGAUUCUCUCUCUUCCUGAGUACUUGUCUCCUCUAAGCAGCCCGGGAAGAAGAUCGGAAAAGAGCUCAACUACACACAGGAAGUCUGCCUCGGCGGAUUUCAUAAACGUUGUCAACAUCAAGAAAGAAACUCUUGCGAGCCAACCACAGGAUUCGAUGAAAAAUGAUAAUAUUCAGGUCAGCAAUCUAAGCAAAGAACCUGACAAAUCUACCGAGUCUCUCCAAGCAACCGGAAGUGAACCUUCUGAAAAAAGUGUUGACAUUGAGGAUGGAACUGCUAACGAAGAUCAAAUCUCUUCUGCAGGUUCUGCAGAUGAUGUAACGAUUAUCAAUGAGAUAGAUAUAGUUCCAGAGGAAGCAAGCUCCACUUUGGUUGGUGACUUAUCCAAAGUUGAAGCUCAUGAUGAACAGAGCGACGAAAUGGUGGAAGACUUAAAUCCUUUUGCUGUUUCGUUUCUUCCACAGGCCUCUCAUGAAGAGAGCCAACCACCACUGUCUUCCUCUGUUGUCUCACCAUCUCACUGUUUAGCCAAAAGUGAGGAGUGCAAAUCAGCUAUUGCUGAUUUUCCGGAAUGGUCUAGCCCAAUAUCAGUCCUUGAGCCACUCUUCAUUGAAGAUGAUAUAAGCCCAGCAAAAAUGCGAUCUCAGUCUGAUGAAGUACAGGUGCAACCUUGGUGUAUCCACUUUGAUGAUAAAGAUUCUGCAGCGAAAAGCAGAGAGCAUUCAGACAAAACUAUCACAAGUGACAAAGAACUGGUGUUUAAGUAUGUAAGAGCCGUCUUGGACGCUGUUUCCUCAGACUUUGAAGAGCUCUAUCUGAAGGCGCAAUUCUCUGACCAGCUUCUUGAACCAGCACUGAUCAGCAAUAUACCCUUCUGUCCAAACCAGCUUUGCCCUGACCAUGAGCUCCUCUUUGACUGCAUCAAUGAAGUUGUCAUGGAGCUAUGCUGUUGCCCUCCAUGGGCUUCGUUUGUUACACCAAGAACCCGAGUCUUCGCUAGCGUCAAAAGCAUCAUUCACGAGGUUCAAGAAGCGGUCUAUUGGCAUCUGUUGCCAUUGCCACUCCCUCACGCGUUGGAUCAAAUAGUUAGAAAAGAUAUGGCUAAAGCUGGAAACUGGUUAGACAUCAGAUGCGACAUUGACUGCAUUGGCUUUGCAACUAGUGAACUGAUUCUCGAGGAAUUACUUGAAGAGCUCACUCUAAACUGCCUCAACAACACUGAGCACUCUCUGGUUCCAGCUGAGUUGAAGAACGAUGAGAGCGUCCUUAUACUAUAA